Molecule: messenger RNA, 396 nt
Organism: Colias croceus (clouded yellow)
Lineage: Eukaryota; Metazoa; Arthropoda; Insecta; Lepidoptera; Pieridae
Product: tigger transposable element-derived protein 2-like
Exons: 1
Coding region: 1-396 (131 amino acids)
Cellular component (GO): nucleus
Molecular function (GO): DNA binding
Source: RefSeq, a predicted model, not a curated record
AUGGCGGACAAAAAACGUAAACACGAAACAUUGAGUUUAGUUAAAAAGAUGGAAAUUUUGCGAAAGUUGAAUAGUGGUGAAAAUCAGAUGAAGUUGGCUGGUGAAUAUGGUGUAGGCCGUGCAAUAAUUUAUGAUAUAAAAAAGAAUCGUGAGAAGAUUGAAAACUUCGCCAACACUGCUGAUGCCGGGACGAGUUCACGACAGACUGUGAAGAUUGGAGAGUAUCCUGUUAUGGAGGACGCGUUGUAUACGUGGUUUCUUCAAGAACAAGCUCGUCAUACGCCUCUUACUGGAGAUAUUAUUCGUCAAAAAGCUUUAACUUUUUAUGAAAAAAUAUACAAGAAUGCCAACUUCAAAGCUAGUGAUGGAUGGUUCCAGAGUUUCAAGUCAAGAUGA